CACUCUCUCUUCCAAAUCUCCCAAAUCCAGCCGCCCGCGAGCAGCCGGCUGAGGGACACGAGCCUUGCGUGCGUGGUCUCCGUCUUCGCCGCCGACGAGGCGGCGACGGCGCUUAUCAGGUAAACCAUACUUGUGAAGAAACAAUAUCAAAGUGGCAGUGGGCACCCUGCGCAACUCUUGUGGCUGAACGUGGGGUGCUUGUUUACAAGGUCCGUCAAAAAGCACAAGAAAAGAAGUGAGGAGGAUCAAGGAACGGGCUUGAGUGCUUCUCUAUUCCACAGAAGAUUCAGAGGGAGAAAAAAACCAAAAAAACUCGAAGAACAGGAAUAUAAGCUGAGGGAGCAAUGAUUUCCGCUCUCUCAUUAUCUUCCCCCCUCUUCCUGGCAGCUCUUCCCAAAGUUCGAGGUGUGAUUUCAUGUCGAGCGGAUUUAGGUAGUCCAUCACGGAAUUCUGUUAGGGUACAUGGCGGGAGGCAAUUGAGGCGUGCAACAAUAGUAAACGUGAUUGGAAGAAAGUCGAAGACCAGGGAAACUAUUGUCCCUGACCCUGACUAUCGAUUGCCAAUUGUUAUACUUGGGAUAGCUGGUGCAUUUGCAUAUGCAGACAAUCUUCUUGCUGCUGCACCUGUAGGCCUACUGGGGUGUCUUCUUUUGUUCCAGACUACUAGAGUAAGAUUUGUCUUUGAUGAUCAGGCCUUGGAAGUUAAAGUGGGCGAUCAGUUGGAGUCGUCAGGUGAAAAUGUAUUUGUCGGUGGCAAGAAUCGUUGGAAGUACUCAACAUUUGUGAACUGGGAACUGUGGUGGCCACAAUUUCCUAUCUUGGUUUACUUCAAAGAGACCCAAACAAAACCCGAAGGCCAAAUCCAUUUCUUCCCCGUGAUUUUCAACGGUCGACAGCUCUAUGAUGCUAUGGUGGAGCGUGCUGGACCUUCGGAAACUAGUGGUCCUAAAUAGUGUGAGCUUCCCUCAGGGCGGUAAUGAGCGAAUUUUUUUUAUUUUUUAAACCUUUUAAAAAAUAAUUUUAUUACUAAUUCUCUGGGGAAAAUAUUUCUAAAUCUAAACUGGCCACGCCAGUGCUGAUGACGUGGCAAGACAACGCUGUCACGCAGCCUGUUCUGGCAUAGCAUGACGUGGCAGUAUUGUCUUGCCACGCCAUUGUCAAUGGCAUGGCAAGACAAUGCUGCCACGCCACCGACAGUGGCGUGGCAAGUCGCUUGACCACGUCAAUGUUGGUGGCGUGGCCAAAAGGUUUAUAGGGUGAAAAUAUUUUCCUCGGAGGUUUAGUAAUAAAAUUAUUUCUUAAAAAGGUUUAAAAAAUAAAAAAAAUUGGUAAUGAGCUGAGCUCCAUAGCCUUUAUAGGUGGGGCACAAGAGCUAGUAUGAUGUACAAUAUUACAGUAUGAAUUCACCUUUAUGAACAAUGUACCCAGUAUAGUAUUCAUAUACUCUGCAGUCUGUAGAUAUAAAAGAAGCUGAUUUGUUA
Messenger RNA from Oryza brachyantha (malo sina), 1481 nucleotides. RefSeq lists its product as uncharacterized. The transcript is spliced from 9 exons. The record is from RefSeq and is a predicted model, not a curated record. NCBI's taxonomy places the organism in Eukaryota, Viridiplantae, Streptophyta, Magnoliopsida, Poales, Poaceae. Bases 345 to 953 code for a protein of 202 amino acids.